GAGAAAGUGUCUAUUAUGUGUGUGUAGUUAGUGAGAGAAGAAAAUCUUUGGGUUGAGAGAGAAAGGGCUUUGGAAAAAGACAAGAUUUCAACUUCACACUACACACUCUUUUGCUCAGAACCCCAUAAAAACACAAACCACACAACAAGAGUAUAGUGAAGUAAAUAAUAAUGGCUCUGCUACUACUUGCAUAUGCAACUUUCUGUAUGCUUUAUAUUAUGUGUAUUAAUAACUAAAGGUUGACCCUUUAUUGUUGUGUGUUGAAAAUUGAAAACAGUUUCAGAACUCAGAAGAGAGUAACCAAGAGAAAGAUUUAUGCUUUCAUGGGAACAUGAGAAAGAAACACACACACUCAUCUUAGGUUGGUAGGUAGGGCUUUAUGUUGGGUUAAGAAAGAAGAAAAAAAAGCAAACUUUUUGUUGUUGUAAGAUUGAGAAAGAUAGUAACAAAUAGAGAGAAAAAAAAUAGAGUUAGAACCUUAAAAAAAAUUGAAAUUUUUUCAUUUGGGUCAAGCUAGUUUUUUUUUUCAAACAUGGAUGGUUAUGAAGCUACUAAGAUAGUUUUUUCAAGGAUCCAAAACAUGGACCCUGAAAAUGCUUCAAAAAUAAUGGGUUUACUUCUUCUUCAAGACCAUGGUGAGAAAGAAAUGAUUAGAUUAGCAUUUGGUCCUGAAUCACUUGUUCAUUCAGUGAUUUUCAAAGCUAGAAAAGAGUUAGGAUUAUUACCUUUGAAUUUGAACUCUUCUUCUGCUUCUGCUACUUCACCUUCAACACCUCAGUCACCUUCACCUUUUCUUUCAAGACAAAAUUCAAACAACACUUCAAGGCUUAUAAACAAUGGUAGCAUGAUUCUUCCUACUACUCUUAGUAUACCAAAUCCAAAUUCAGCUUCUUGGGCUACUUUAUCUGAACUUCAACAAAACCAUGAUGAUUUGAUGAGUCCUAACAAUUUAGUUCUUGGUUCUUCUGCUUCAUCACCCUUUUAUGGAAAUGGAGGAGUUGGUUCUGAUUCAAUUGAUGAGUUUCAACUUCAAGACCAACUGUCUUUUCUCAACGAAGGGUCACCUUCUCUUGAUUUAUUAUCUUCUAGUCCUAAUGGUGUUAAUGGUGGUGACCCUUCACUCUUUUAUGGAUGGGGAGGUUCUUCACUUCAUAGAAGAAGUUGUUCUGUGAAUGAUGCAUGUUUGGUUUCUGAGGAUGCUGCAAAUUCUGGUUUUGGUUGGAAACCUUGUCUUUACUUUGCUAGAGGGUAUUGUAAGAAUGGUACUAGUUGUAGGUUUCUUCAUGGAGAUGUUGGUGGUGAAGUUGGUGCUACAAUGAUUGAUUCUAAUAGUAGUAAGAUUGAGAUGAUGGAUCAGUGUCAUCAUGAACUUCUUAGAUCCAAAUCUGUUCAACAACAAAGACUUGCUGCAGCUUCUCAACUCAUGGCAACUUCAUCUUUUCCUUACUCACCCAAGUGCAUGAGUUUGCUUUUGCAGCAGCAGCAACAAAGUGAUUCUCAAAGAGCUGCAGCUGCUGCUCUUAUGAUGAAUGAGGAUUUGCACAAGUUUGGUAGGUCAAGGUUAGAAAGAAAUGAUUUUUCUUUGAACAAUAUUGGAAUGAUGAAUCCAGCUUCUAGGCAGAUAUACUUGACUUUUCCAGCUGAUAGCACUUUUAGAGAGGAAGAUGUCUCAAACUACUUCAGCAUUUAUGGACCUGUUCAAGAUGUGAGGAUUCCAUAUCAGCAAAAAAGGAUGUUUGGAUUUGUUACCUUUGUUUAUCCAGAGACAGUGAAACUGAUUUUAGCUAAAGGAAACCCUCAUUUUGUUUGUGAUGCUAGAGUUCUUGUUAAGCCUUACAAGGAGAAAGGAAAAGUACCAGACAAGUACAGAAAGCAGCAACAGUUGGAUAGGGGAGACUUUUCUCCUUGUGGUACACCUACUGGAUUGGAUGCUAGAGAUCCAUUUGAUCUUCAAGUUGGAGGGAGAAUGUACUACAAUACUCAGGACAUUCUUUGGAGAAGGAAGUUAGAGGAGCAAGCUGAUUUUCAACAAGCUCUUGAGCUUCAAAAUAGAAGACUCAUGAGUCUGCAACUUCUUGACAUAAAAAAGCAACACCAACGUGCACUUUCGUCCGGAAGUCCAAUUCCUUCCCCAACUCACUCUCCUAAUAUGUUCAAUCAAAAUUUUGCUCUUUCUUCAUUUCACAGCAGCUCAGAAAGCCAAGAGGAGAAUGGUUCGGGUUCAGGUUCUGCUAGCAGUGCAUCAAUUCCUAUUGAUCAACAAGUCAAUAUUUCUGUUGGCAAAGAAGUAGCAGUCAAUGGAGUAGAGAAUGGAAAUAUUGAAACUAGUGGCAAGCAAAACUCAACUCAUGAUGAUAGUGAUUUACGAGAAUGCUUGGAACAUAAUCUCCCUGAUAGCCCUUUUGCUUCACCUACUAAAGCUAUUGGUGACUACAUGGCUGCAUUCAACAACAAUGGACCUAAUGAGACCACUGAUUCAGAUGCUUCAGCUUCAUCUGCCAAUUCCAAAUUUAGUACUAACACACUUCUUCCACCAUCAUCUGCUCUUGACAUGGGAUCUUUCAAAUCAUAUAAUUGCCAAAUACCAAGGUUUUCUUCUGGACAUGGAACCAUUGGAAUGCUUGCGGGCACCGGUGGUCCAAUUGGCAUUUAGUAUUUAAUUUUCUCUUGUCCAAGAAGAGAAACAUGAAGGAAAUGAAAACAAAAAAAUGUUGUAGAGAAUCACACCACCAAUGAAGACAUCACUAUCAAUCAUCAAUACUAUACUAAUUACUUCCAUACAAAAUGCAUACUUUCAAAAGCAGUUCAGUAAAGGAAGUGGGACAUGCAUUCCCUUUCUUUUUUUCUAUAUGAUUAUAAUUAUAAUUAUUAUUAUUAUUGUUGUACUAUUUUCAUCACUUCUCAUUUUCUGUAGUAAGCUGAACCACAGGUUAAAAAGUAAAGAAUAGCAAAAGAAUCAAGAGAGUGAAUGUGUAGUAGAAGUAGUAAUAGUAGUAACAAAGUAACAAAACAUUGUGAUAUCUUCCAUCUUUUCUUUGCUUUUUUUUUUUACCUAUGUUGGAUGUAUUAGUCUUUUUAGUUUUAUAUUAGAGAGAUUAAAUUUUCAAAGUAUUUGUAUAGCUGAAGCUCAUCAUAGAUAAAGCAUUCAGAAGAAAUUCCUGAUAGUAGUUUUUAUAAAAUCAAAGUUGUUCUGUGACUUUUGUAAAA
Messenger RNA from Cicer arietinum (chickpea), 3207 nucleotides. RefSeq names its product zinc finger CCCH domain-containing protein 53. Lineage: Eukaryota; Viridiplantae; Streptophyta; Magnoliopsida; Fabales; Fabaceae. Gene Ontology annotation, molecular function: RNA binding; metal ion binding. The record is from RefSeq and is a predicted model, not a curated record.